Drosophila yakuba is the source of this 7542-nucleotide messenger RNA. RefSeq lists its product as uncharacterized. The record is from RefSeq and is a predicted model, not a curated record. NCBI's taxonomy places the organism in Eukaryota, Metazoa, Arthropoda, Insecta, Diptera, Drosophilidae. The transcript has 14 exons. Gene Ontology annotation, molecular function: protein binding. Gene Ontology annotation, cellular component: plasma membrane. The coding region runs from base 754 to 4545 and encodes 1263 amino acids.
CUUUUUUUUUACUUGAGCAAAAUCUUUAUCUCAAAACUUUAAAUCUCGUUGUAGUUCUGAAAAAUAAAAUUUAAUUAAAAAGAGUGAUGGGAAGAGGAGCGAAUGCAUUAAACAAUAAGAAGCGUGUACUGGCAGAUUUGACGACGUUUUUAUAAAAACAACGCAAGAAGACGGUGCACGGAAAUAAAGCAUAAUAAUGUGCCAUGACAAUCCAGCGUCUGUGAAUAAAGGGGGUCCGGGGGAAAAGCGACGCGUGCCAAACGGGAAAACACUCAUAACGCUUCGCUCCCCUUUUUCCCAGCUCCUUCUUCUAAGUCGGACCCUCGUGGCUUCCUCCUGUCAAUAUGUUUCCCGCUCGACUUGUGCUAUAAUUGUGUCUUCCCUCUGCGGACCGCCUGCCAUCUACACACUCGUGUGAGUGUGUGAGUCGGCGGGGUUAAGGAGUGGAGGUAAUGCCAACCAGGACACUUUCAGUUACUUAGCCCAAGAAACUGGGGAGCGUCCGUUGCUCGGGGACCGUACGACUAAAGGACUAAACGACUGAAGGUCUGAAUCCGAGCCAAGCGUUUUCCGCCCUGUUUUGUCCUGUUGUUUCAGCAACUUACAAGUGGCCGAGAAAGGAUAUCCCAACUGAAGCUAAAAUAAUUAGCUGGGGGCCAAACAGGAAUUGCAAAAAAUGAGAUGGCCACGAGGGGCAGCUCGAAGAGAUAAAAGAAGGAUAAAACAGAGACAAAGAAUGUAAAGCGAAGCCAGAUGCCCAGGAUGGGGAGACGUCACAAACACUGCCAUCAUCGGUUGUGCGCUUCAUCUUCAUCUCCGCUGCAGCGGCUGCUGGAGCUGCAGCUCCUUCUGCCGGCGCUCCUGGUCGUCCUGCUGGCCACCACCCUGGGACUCGCCUGCCGCGUCUCCGAGUUCUCCUGCAAGGGCAGCGGGAACAGCGGCACCAUCUGCGUGCCCCUGGACAAAUACUGCGACGGACGCAGCGAUUGCGCCGAUGGCAGCGAUGAGCCCAAACAUUGCUCCGUCUGCAAUCGUACAUAUUAUGGCGAUAUCGGACGCACCUAUGCCAUAAAAGUGCCAACGCCACAGUGGAAUAAAUUGCCCUUCCUCUGUCACUUGACAUUCACAGCAUCCGGUCAUGACCAAGGCGACAUUGUUCAGAUCAUCUUUGAUGGCUUUACCGUGGGAAGGUUCGACGAGGGCAUGGUCGACACGGAUGUGGAUGGUUAUGAAACGAACCUCAGUCCCACGGGCGAGUUGCCAGGAUGUCCCGAGGGUUUCAUGCAGCUCAGCGAAUUGGGACGCCCAUUCACCGGCGGCUCCUGGUGCGGCAAGGCCACCGGACCGCAAUUGUACUUUAGCGAAACAUCCACGGUGACAGCCUCGGUGAAGGUAUUUCAUCCGCCACGCAAUAUCCGAGACGAGAAGCCCUUUGAGUUCAGCAUAAGAUAUAAAUUUAUAAGCCAGUCGGAUGCAGUUGUGAGAUACGGCCUGCCCGAUAAGCCGCUCGAAUUGGGCCGUGUGACACCCGGCACCUAUUGUACCAGGCAAUUCGACGAGUGCUAUCGGAACAAGUGUCGCCUGCAAAGUCCGAAUUAUCCUGGCAUGUAUCCCAGGAACGUUACCUGCUACUGGACGAUCCGGCAGAAGGAAGUCCCGACCAGCAAGCACGCCAUGAUUGCUGUUAGCCAGGAAAAUCAGCACAAGGCCUUGGUGAAGCGCUCAAUAGCCAGCUUUAAUAAAACCUCCCGGUCCAUUCGAGCCUGGUCGGACUGUACAGGUGAACGGGACCAUUUAAUUUUCUAUGACGGCAGCUCCACCAACGAUCCUGUUUUGGCCAAAUACUGCGGAGGAGAUUGGUUGCCACGCGUCGUUUCACGCGGUCCUGAGAUGUUGGUGGCCUUUCACUCCAGCCCGUUUUCUGCGCCUUUGCAGCAGGGAAUUCCAAAUCGAGGCUUCGAACUGGACGUGGACAUACUCUUCACCGACUCCGACUCAUUUGACUUCGCGCAGGGCACCAAGAACCUGUGCGAGUUCCACAUAAAUGCCUCGAAUCCAGAUGAUGUGCUAUUCUCGCGGCGCGGCCGCAUGGGACGCAUUGUGAGUCCGCGUCACACGCUUCCGCCGAAUACGACAUGCACGUACCACUUUCACGGAUAUCCUGGUGACCUGAUUUGGUUAUCGUUCACCAGCUACAAUCUGCAGAUCCUGCAGCAGGCGAUACACGACAACAAUACGCUGGGACGGAGCGAUCUGCCACCGUGGAUAACGCGCCUGAGGAUGUGGGAUAGCUAUGGGACUUAUGUGCCCAUGAAAUCGACAAGUUCCACAACCGGCCAGCCGCCCCCACCACCCCCCGUUGCUUCCUCGGCGGACGGGGGCAAGCCCACCCUCUUGAACCAGAGCAACUACGGCAGCUACUACUACAGUGCCAGCAACCCGAAGCUGAAUCGGAACCUGCGGGUGAACAUCGACAACGCCUGGAAUCCGGUGGACACCUACAUCUACGGCCCCACGCAGUCGAGUGUUUUCAACCAGGAGAACAAGUACAGCGGCUACCAGGGAGGAGGUCCUGGCGGAGGAUCAGCUCUACCACCCGGCUCUGGUAAGCCCCUAUCCGGGGUCAAGGACAGCCUCAACUACAUUUCCAGUGGCAAGUCCUCCAAGGAGGUCUCGGCAGCUGCGGUCGUCAGCUCGGAUCGAAAUAGCGCAGUGGCCCUGAUGAGCACCAAGGGAAAGCGACGACUCAUGCUGGAGAUCUACGACUACGAAACUCCGAAGCUGUGCGAUCACACGGCCAUAGGAAGCGGAGUGAGCGGAAGUAGUGCCGUGAUGGGGGGCAAUAAACAGAGACCCUGCAGUCCGCUGGAGAGCUAUGUGAGCACUGGACGAGAUUUGAAACUGGAGUUCCACACGCACACAGGCACCGCCUUAUUCCCAGCACAGUUUGCUCUGAACUACGAGUUUGUGGACACGGAACAAGGUGGCGAGACCUGGGCGGGAAGACGCGGAGAAGAUCCGGUGCCGCCACUCUGCUCAAGAAUUUUCAAGAAGCGCAAGGGCAACAUCCAGGUUCCCAGGAAUGUGUUUCUUUACGGACGAGGUGGAGCCAAGAACAUAACCUGCUUGUACCGCUUUGAGGCAGGUCCUUCGGAGAGGGUGAAACUGGUCCUGCAUAACGUGUCCUUUGGAGAGGGUACAGCCUGUACCACUGACUCGGAUCUGCAUACAGGCAGACCCCGCUGCAAUCAACUGGAUCCCGAGGGCCGCAUCACGGAGCUGCGACUGUUCGAUGUUCCAUUUAGGGACGUGAAAAUUCAAUUGGGCUGCUUCUGCGAUAACUCCAGUGCUUUGUACAGCAACGCACCGCUCACUUUCGUUUCACAUUCGAGGAUUAUGGAGCUCUCCUUCACGGUCACAAGAUUAAAUAUAUCGGAGGACUUUGCGGAUGUCUUCUUCUCGGCUUCCUACGAAUUCAAGAGACAACCGGACUGCAGGAAGCAGUUGAAACUUAAAGGAGCAGGUGGGGAGGAUGAACUCAAGUACCCCUUAAAGACUCAGGACGCCAGUUGCGAAGGCCUGGCCUGGUACAUCGAAGCCCAAUCGGCGGAGAGGUCGCUCUUCGUUCAGACCUGGGGCGCCUAUCUGCCCGUUGAUCCCACCUCCGAGGAUGCCAUGCGGUGUCACACCAAAAACCGCCUUAUGAUAUACUCCGGACGACCUCUGCGACCCAUGAGGGUGGUGUGCCCGGCCCAAAGUGGUCCGCGUCCAAUGUCGCUGCACAUCUUCUCCGAGGACUGGACCAAUGGACAGCCCUUGUUCAUGAACAAACCAAUCAGCCUGGUGCUGGAGCCAAUCCUGAAGGAGCCCGGCGACAUCUCCUUCACGUGGCUCGAGAUCCACCGGACCAAGAACGCGCUGCUGCAGCAGUUGGACCUGCAUGUGAACGCGAGCGUGACCACAGGCAUGGGCUCCCAGACCUCCUCCCAGUCCGCAGCGGGCUCCAACACGGGUAUUGGGGGGCUGGGCUCCAGUGGGUCGGGAUCUGCAGCCAACGCCGGAGGCUCUGCAGGCGGAGCAACGGCCAACGAGACGUUGAACGAGUUCGGCUUCUUUCCCAAGGAGUCCGACUGCGAAUACAAAUGUCCUGAAAUUGAUGCAUGCAUUGCGGCCAGCUUGUGGUGCGAUGGCCACCACAACUGUCCCAGCGGGUUCGACGAGUCGGAGGAGGAGUGCGGCACCGCUCGUAAGUUGCUGGAACUGCCGGGCGGAGUUUUCGCCGCUCUCGGAUGCAUUGCAGCAGCCCUGACCGCCUGCCUGAUAUUCUGCAUGUUCGGGCUGAUGAGGAAGCGGAAAAAGUCGGUGGUGCAGAAGGGCGCUGGAGUGGGCGGCAUGGGUGGAAUGAGCGGAAUGGGCGUGGGCGGGAUGGGCGUGGGCAUCGGGUUCAUGAACGGAGCCAGCAACGGCAACGUGUCAGCCGCCAGCAUCGGAACCCUGAAGAAGGACUUCAAGAAGGAGGCGCUGUACAUCGAUCCGGCUUCCUGACACGGACUACAGCCGGUCGAAUAUAUCCACGUGGACCGGGAAACCACCGUGUGAUAUGUUGCCGCCGGCUGUGGCAUUCCCUAUGAUCAUGUGGAGCUUUCCAUGGAGCUGGCCUGACCGAUGGAUCAGUCCGCUGACCCCGUUCACAAUCUGGCCUGGAGAUUUUAAAGAUACAGAGUCGUUGCCUCGAGGUAUGAGAACACUAAAUGAAACUACAUUUUAAGCCGAUAACUUUUUCUAAACGCUUCUGGGAGGAACAAAAUGCGCAUUAGCGAAGUUGUGGGUAUGAAGUCAAAAGGCAAAUAGUAUUAUUGAGUUAAUUUAGUUUGUAUAUAUUAUUUCAUUUUUAAUCCAAAUAAUUCAAAAAGCAUUGAAGGAGUCAGGACUGGGCACUCUAAGAACUUAUUUAAGGUAUCGAAAACUUCGCAGAAAUGGUUUUUAAGUUUUAACUUUAACUAAAUUCGAAAACAUCGAAUUUUUUUUCCAUUAUUAGAAUCUUUCAAUAUUAGAAAAUUCCCUUUUAAAUUAAAACUAAAAAUAUUUAUAUUGCACACAUCAGAGGUUUCCAAAUUAAAAUCAAAAAAAGUAAAUUCCAAUUAAAAUGAAAAUCAUAAGAUUUGUGCAUAAAACGAUAAAAUCACAAUCAAUUCUUAAAAACUGAAAUUAUUAAAAGGAAUUUAUUUAUCGACAUAUGGGAGCCAGUCUUGCCCUUUAGCAAUUUUUUCCAUUCGAUUAAAAAAGUUAACAACUCUUUAUUUCAUAAGACUACAUACGCAAGCAAAAAGAGGAAGUAAAACUAUUGUAAUUAGGUACCUUUAAACCGGUUAGAUCAGAUAGAGAGCAACAAUUCGUGGGCGGUUCGUAGAUGACUUCGACAUAUUUACCACAUAGCACAUAGCACCCACUAAAGGAAGUAAUCCAAUGACAUUUAGCAACUAAAUGGAAGAUCAUGAAUUACAAUGAAAUUGUACAGAAGAGCAACUCAAAGAGCAGAUCCCUAAGUGUAGGGCCAAUCUAGCAUUAUUUUUAAGAGAUUAGACUAGGCAUAAAACUGUUAGCAGCAUUUGGAAAGGAGUUGGGGAAGGUCGAUGGGGUCGAUGGUAAUCUCUACAGUGUUGUGAUCUAAGGCAUGCACAUACUGAACUAUGUUUAAACACUAUGAUUAAAGUCGAAGCAUUUACAUGAUGAGUACUCACAACCGCAGGCGUAUAUUGUAUAGGUACUAGCUAAAUAGUCAACUAAGAGGGCAGCACUUUUCUGUUAUUAUCGUACAGCACAAACACAUAAGCAAAGGACAUCACCUAGUGGUUUAUUAUAUACAAGUCGAUACAGAGAGUUAAUUAAAUGCAAUUGUUAUUAAUGAAUUAAGUAGAGCUCCAGCCCAGAGAUAUGUUCACUGCACCUUAAUCGAAAGAACUGCCAAAGGAUUAUACAACAAAACAAUCAAUGUAAAUAUUUCUGUCGAGCAAUUACUUGUUUUACGUCAGCAUUUAUGUUCGUAAUUUGAACACAAGCCGAUUCCCUUAAGUAGCUGUGCAGUGAGUAUAUUCCUAAAGUUAAUAGACUUUGUAAAAACUACAAGCAAAGAAUAAUAAUAAACUGUAUGCAAAACUACCAUUUAGGACACGGCUCAUAACCCAUAUAAACAAUCAAACUUUUGGCAGUUGCAGUAGGAUUAAGCAAACAACACAAACAACACCAAGAAGAAGCGAGAAAAGGACGUUGGUACUUUAUUUUAUAGACACUGAACUAGGGCAAAAAUUAUAAAACUGAAUACUGAGAGCAAAGCAAAUACUGGCUGCAAUGGGAAUUUUAAAAAUUUAAAAACCUCUGCCAAUGCAGGCAAAAUCCACAUCCAUAAAAACCCAUUAAAAUUUCAACUCCAAUAAAACUUUGCCGAAAACCAAGUGUAUAAAAAAUAUAUGAUUUAGCCAGCAUAAAAAGUAAAUGGAAAUAUAUACAUAAAUUAAAUCAAAUAUUUUCGGUUGGCAUUUUUUGAUAGCAAAUAACCUAAAUAUUUAUAGCUAAAAAGAAAGAAAAAUUAACAAAACGCACUUUGUACAAUUUAAUAAAAAACGAGGAGCUAUUAUUUCCCGACACACAGCAUAGCAUACACAUAGGAUAUUUUACACACAUUCGAAUAAGAAAUAAAAUAAUACCGAAACAUAUAUGAGAACGAAAAGAAUUAAAUUAAUUAAAAAAGGCGCAUAGGCCAAAAAUGCAUUUUUACUGCCGCCAAUUGAGGACAAAACAAAAAAACUAAAAUACGGCUGGCAGGGCAUUUAAAUAGGUAGCUUUAAGCCCAGCUGAAAAUGCUGUUACUACUUCGUUGGCCACCAUUGUCACAAAACCAUCUCACAAAAACUCACAUCUCAGUCAUCAGUUCGGUUCAGUUCCUUCUCUCAACCAAACCAAACUAUGGAAAUUUCUGUGCCAACUGUGUUUAAAGUAGAAUUCAAAGAUAAAAUACGAGUAAGAAGAGAGCGGGUGGAGAAAUUGAAUUAUGACCGCACACAUAAAACAUUGCAUAUAAUUUAUUUGAAUUGUUCAAAAACAAAUGAAAUGUAGACGAAACGAGAAGAAACUGUGCGCGAUGGUAAAUAAUAAUAUAAUACAGACAGCUGUGUAAAUAGUCAAAAUGCGUACAGUCUACGCAUAUUUAAUUGAAAACACAAAAAGUGACCCAAUGAGACGGAGUUUGGAAAAGGAGAUCAUGUCUUAUGUUCAAUUUCUGACUUCACCCGACUUUUCUUUUAUUUUCUUUUUCAUUUCUUUUCAUUUAUUUUCUUUUCGCCGUUUGAUAGCGUAAGUUUCACUUGUAUGAUAAAUAAAACUAAACCAAAUAUUUAUAUAGAGAUAUUAUACGUAUAUGAAAAUGAAACCUUAAGUUAAUGACGCACUGAAUCAAAUAGAUGAAACGAGUAUUUAAAACCAAGACAAUUGAAACCAAAAGGAACUUUAAGCAAAAAUAAAACCGAAGAAAAAAUGAAACCGAAA